Messenger RNA from Prosopis cineraria, 1846 nucleotides. Its product is annotated as pentatricopeptide repeat-containing protein At5g61370, mitochondrial. The transcript has 3 exons. The record is from RefSeq and is a predicted model, not a curated record. Lineage: Eukaryota; Viridiplantae; Streptophyta; Magnoliopsida; Fabales; Fabaceae. Gene Ontology annotation, molecular function: protein binding. The coding region runs from base 248 to 1747 and encodes 499 amino acids.
AGAUUGGUUCUAGGGUGAUGAGCACCGAAUGUGCUCCGGCUCGUCUCUUGCUCUGCCUUCGGUCGAAGCUCCUCACUUCCUUCUUCUCGCCGCCGUCGCCGACCGCCUCGUAGGUCGCCGCCGUCUCUGUUGACGGAUCUGCUCUGUUGGAUUCGUCUGCUCGGCAGGUGUUCUUGCUAUGCGUUCGGUCCUUCUGAACUUCUUUCCAGAAAGGUGAUGCGCACAAACUAUUUGCUAAUAUUCUCCAAUGAAAUUAAAGAUGAAUGUGUUGCUGAACUCUGCCUUGAAACGCUUAACGCUUCAAAGACUGAAUACCCAGCAUUCCAAACUACUUUCAACCUCUCUCUGCUCUACAUUGCAGCCUAUAUCUCCACCGCCUCAGCUGGGAGAGCUCUGCAGCAAUAUAAUGUCAAAUUUUGGUGGACUGGAUGAUCUGGAAUUGAGUCUAAAUAAGUUUAAGGAUUCUUUAACUUCAUCUCUUGUGGCUCAAACAAUAGAGGAUUGUAAGCAUGAGGCACAAAGUAGAAGACUGCUCAGGUUUUUCUUAUGGUCAAGCAAGAAUUUGAAUUGCAAUUUAGAGGACAAGGAUUAUAACUAUGCUCUCAGAGUUUUUGCUGAAAAGAAAGACCACGUAGCGAUGGGUAUCUUGAUUGGGGAUCUUAAGAAGGAGGGCCGAGUCAUGGAUGCUCAUACUUUUGGUCUUGUGGCUGAGACCUUGGUUAAACUGGGAAAAGAAGACGAGGCAUUGGGUAUUUUCAAGAACCUGGACAAGCACAAGUGUCCUCAGGAUGAAUUCACAGUUACUGCUAUCAUUAAUGCUCUUUGCUCCAAAGGGCAUGCUAAGAAGGCUGAAGGUGUAGUUUUGCAUCACAAAGACGAGAUUGCAGGCGUAAUGCCUUGCAUUUAUAGAAGUCUUCUUCAUGGCUGGUCUGUGCAGAGGAAUGUGAAGGAAGCUCGUAAAGUUAUCCAACAGAUGAAGUUAGAUGGGGCUAUCCCGGAUUUGUUCUGUUACAACACAUUUCUCAGGUGCCUUUGUGAGCGCAACCUGAGGCAUAAUCCUUCAGGACUUGUACCUGAAGCUUUAAAUGUGAUGAUGGAGAUGAGAUCUUAUAAGAUUGCCUUGACCUCAAUUAGUUACAACAUAUUGCUUUCUUGUUUGGGGAGGGCAAGAAGAGUAAAGGAAUCCUGUCGAAUUCUUGAAACAAUGAAAACUUCUGGUUGUGCUCCAGAUUGGGUAAGCUAUUAUCUUGUGGCUAAGGUGUUGUUUCUGAGUCGGAGAUUUGGCAAGGGAAGAGCAAUAGUGGACCAGAUGAUCAGCGAAGGUUUAGUACCAAACUGCAAGUUCUAUUACAGUUUGAUUGGCAUUCUGUGCGGAGUUGAGAGGGUUAAUUAUGCUCUUGAAUUGUUUGAAACAAUGAAGAGAAGCUCACUGGGUGGUUAUGGACCUGUUUAUGAUGCGCUCAUUCCAAAGCUUUGUAGAGGAGGACGAUUUGAGAAAGGAAGAGAGCUUUGGGACGAGGCUGUACGCACAGGCAUGUCUCUACAGUGCUCAGAGGAUGUUUUGGAUCCUUCGGUAACACAAGUUUUCAAACCCACAAGGCCAGAAAAAACCAGCCGCUUGGACAACUCGAAAACCAAGCGUCCAAAGAAAUCUACGGCUACAAAACGUUUCGAAAAACUAAGAAAUAUAAAGGGGAAGACUGGGAAAUCUUAUUUCUACUUGGUACGAAGUCCUAGUUACACUUAGUAUUAUGUAUGUUUCAUCACGCAACCAUAUAGAUAAAAUGAAUUGUAAUCCAGCCAAGGCAAUUUUUAAUGCGACAAAAUAAUCAGUAAUAUUUUUUCA